This is a messenger RNA of Mizuhopecten yessoensis (Yesso scallop), 2119 nucleotides long. RefSeq names its product GPI transamidase component PIG-T-like. The coding region runs from base 2 to 1864 and encodes 620 amino acids. The record is from RefSeq and is a predicted model, not a curated record. Gene Ontology annotation, cellular component: GPI-anchor transamidase complex. Gene Ontology annotation, biological process: attachment of GPI anchor to protein. The transcript is spliced from 10 exons. NCBI's taxonomy places the organism in Eukaryota, Metazoa, Mollusca, Bivalvia, Pectinida, Pectinidae.
GAUGGUGGAGAGAAGUCGAUCGAUGCCGGCUUUGAGGAAGAUGAUGUGGAUUUUGUGGUUGCCUUUGCUUGGAUACAUUGUCCAAGCGAAACAGAACGACGAGUUUAAUGAAGAAUUGUUCAUCAAACCAUUUGGGAGUGGUCAUGUCAUGUUUCAUUUCCAAUUCACAACAAAAUGGAAUGUCAGCAUCGCUGAUGAAACUGCAUUCACCCAUUACCGCCUCUUCCCCAAGUCUCUGGGAGAGGUGAUGUCCACCUAUGGGGUCCAGGAACUGCACCUUAGUCAGACACAGGGUCUGUGGAGGUACAGAAACUGGGGCUACCCUCCCGAAGAUGCCCCACCGGGAGCCGAACUUUGGACAUGGUUCCAAUCUAACAGAAACAGAUCAGAUCAAGCUACUCGUGACAAGUUAUGGUCAAACUACGUAAACGCUCUGUCAGGACUCUUUUGUUCCUCCCUGAACUUCAUGGACAGCAAAGCAACGGUCAGUCCACGAUGGACAUUCCGGCCACAGGGAAUAUCCUCAGAGUAUUACUCAAUGGACUCGAGAAACCUCAAGUACUCGGCUCUGCCCAGAGAGAUUGUUUGUACAGAGAACCUUACACCCUGGAAGAAGCUCCUACCAUGUGAUUCAAAGGUUGGACUUUCAACAUUGUUCAAUGCCAUCAAGUUACACGAUUCAUCAUACCAGUCCAUAGGGUUACAUGUGAGGCCUAUCUGUAGGGAUACAGCGUGUACCCUUUCAUCAGUGGAGCUGAAGCAAACACUGACUGUGGUGUUUGACCCUACUACUGGCAAACUGGGACAACAGACGUGGAGUCUGAGCAGCAUGUUUGGUAAACCGUUACGUUCCCAGUGUCCUCUGGCCUCCAGGAGUCAUGUAUAUGUGGACAUCACAGACAAGGAUAUCCCGGAGUCAAAGUUCACACUGCGUCAACAGCCCACUGAGGUGUUACCUAUCAUAAGGGGUAGCGACAGGAGGACGUACGCCGUAUUUGAUGUCGGGGACUUUCUAGAGCAGGACGGAUUCUUAGAUCUCAUGGCUGACUAUGAAGAGAAGGCAGCUUAUAGACAGGGUUCAGAACCUUCAUUGUAUGCCCACAGAUUUGUCACAGGAUUUGGUUUAGAGAGGGGAGGGAUCACCUGUCAGAUCUACAACAACCUGCAUCAGAACCUCACAAUUCUUUAUAUGGAGACCAUCCCCUGGUACUUCAGGAUCUACUACAACUCCCUCAGCAUACAGAACCAGGGCGAAGUCAUCAAACCCUUUAAGGUCCAUUUUGUGCCAGGAAAGGAUAGAUUGCGACCAUACCAUCUUGAGGUCGUGUUCCGUCUACGGGCAAACUCUGUAACACGGAUCAACCUGGCAUUUGACCGUGCUUUCCUCAAGUGGACGGAGUAUCCUCCAGAUGCCAACCAUGGUUUCUACGCCAACGCGGCAGUAAUUACCACAGUGUUGCCGUACGCUCAUUCCUACAUUGCUGUCCAACAGAAUGCCUCCUUGUUCAGAGAAAGUUUCAAUGACAUCUCUAACCAGUUUUUCCUGCGAAUCCACACAGAGAGUUUACUGAUCUCCCUGCCGACACCUGACUUCAGCAUGCCCUACAAUGUCAUCUGUCUAGCUUGCACUGUCGUAGCUAUUGCCUUCGGAUCCAUACACAAUCUCACCACCCGAAUAUUCAAAACUAUUGAUCCAAAGAAGUCCAAAAGUAUCAAAGAAAAAGUGAAAGCUUUCUUCAGCAGAAAGAAAGCUGUUAAGGGAGAAGAAAAUGAAACUGAUGAAAAGAAAUCAGAGGAAAAUGAUACAGACACUAAAUCAGAUAAAGAAACUUGUAAGACUGUGAGUGAUGAGAAAGUAUCAUAGAGUUUGUGUAAUCUAAUAGAAACAAAAGCAUGUGCUUAUCUGAAUAACUAACCAGGGAGAUUUCUUGCUCAUAAGCAUUUAUCAUACUUUAUUUUCUAUGAUAAGGAGGCAUGGUAGUCCAGUGGUAGGACGCCGGGCUCAUGACCGAAGGGUUGCGGGUUCGCGCCAUGGCAAGGCAAUAUGUUGUAUCUGUGAGCAAAAUACUUUACUCCGCUGGUUCCAGUCUACUCAGCUGUAAAUUAGUACGUGGUUGGG